Messenger RNA from Brassica rapa (field mustard), 5148 nucleotides. RefSeq lists its product as uncharacterized. NCBI's taxonomy places the organism in Eukaryota, Viridiplantae, Streptophyta, Magnoliopsida, Brassicales, Brassicaceae. The record is from RefSeq and is a predicted model, not a curated record.
AAUGAUCUACACUAAAACAACUUAGAACUAACCUAAUCACCCUUAAUCUUCAUAACCCAUGAAUUCAAAAGGUGAUUACUCACUAAUCUCCAUGAUUCCUCUUAAACCCAUAUUGGAUUUCAGAUUAAUCAUGUAGAGAAAAAUAUAAGAAAUCAACAAGACACUAGAUGAAAGCAAUCUGAAUCUCAAGAAGUUUUUCUAGUUAUUCUCCACCAAAGAGAUCAUCUGUCUCCAAUGGCUUACAAAAGUACUUAACUUAGGUUUAGGUAAUGUAAAACAAAAAACAAAUGACCAAAAGGCCCCUGAAAUAACAUAAAAAUCGUCCAAGCAAAACACGCGGAACGACCUAGCAUAGCCGCUCCAGGAGGUCGCUUCCGACGCGUUUCUUCGUGUCUCGCCCCGUCAAAACGCGAGCGACUUGAGCUGGUCGCUCUGGCUGGAGCGACUUGAGAUAGUCGCUCUGGGCUGGUCGCUCUGGCUGGGAGCGACCUUGGUAGGUCGCUUCAGGAUGUUCGAACAGGGUGGAUAUGCCUCUAGUAAAUUGGUCAUAACUCUUUCAUUACAUCUUCAAAUGACUUGAAACCAUUUCCAUUAGAAAGCUAACUCAAUUUGCUGUGUCUCCACAGAAGAUUUCUCUAAAGGCUCCAUACAUGCUCAUCUUUCACCCCCUUUUGGAUCACAAUGCUCCCAAACAUCUCAAAUCACUCCAUGGCACACUCCAACACCUAAUAAGGACAAUAAAUACAAAAUGCUACCUAGACAUGGCUAAAUCCUAAUCUAUAUGAUGAAAAUGCUCAUGGAUGAAUGGAUAAAACAAUGAAAAUAUGCAAGACAUCAAGAUGAUUUAUAAAUUGGAACAUUUUUGCCGAGUAGAACUGAACUGAUCAAAUUUGGAUUGACCACUCUUAUUUAAGUAACUAAUCAAAAUAUAUUUGUACUAACUUCUGAAUUGGUUUUGUUACAUUGUAUGUUGUAACCACCAACAGUCUAUUUUUUAUAGACAUGUUACAACAAUUUAUGACAAUCCGGGAAAAAAGUAUGAGAACAAGAAAGUUUAAAAGGUAUAUGUAAGACCAGAACCACAGAGUCUUACAAAAUGUGACAAGAGUUUUUCAAUAACUUUGUAUAUCAUAGUGUUAGAGAGCAUCUUCGGAGUCUAAAAAAAUCAUCAAAAAAUAGUCUCUCAAGCUUUAGAAAAAUAUACAUAAUAAUAUGGGCUUAUUAGUGAGAUAGCCAUAUAUGAAUGUCAAAUUAAGGAAGUAGUCAUGAUUUUGACAUAAUUAAAUGUCAGGCUUUUUGCAUUCAAUCUAACCGGUUAUACUCUUACCAGCAACAAGUUUCCAGUUGCAUUGUCUAAAGUAAAUAACGUGGUUAUUUUUUGUGGCUUAUUAACAAUCACAGAACUGUACUGAAAGCGUACAUCAGAUAUAUUUUACACAUAUGAUGAAAGAGUAUGCAUCGACAUUAGGUAAUAAUAUUUGUACGUGUAACAAAACAUAUGUAAAUGUAAUGGAUAUUUUAUGUUAUUAAAAUUGCUAUUCCAUAUAGAUAAAUAGCAUAGUUCACGUAUUACAGGCCAAGAUAUAUGUGUUGUAAGUACUCAAUGCUUCUUAAAUGAUAAUAUCUGGAAACAUGGUUAUAACAGAGUAAUCCAUUGUAUUUUAUAUAGAAAUGAACUUUUUAUAUUUCAAACAUUACGAUGAUGCAGAACGAUAGUGCAUUUGUUACAGAUCAUGCAAUUUCAUCUCAAGUAGAAUAGUUUGUUAAUCGAUUCUAUCUCAAAUAGAAUAGUUUGAACAUAUAAUUUUUCAUAUUCUAUUUCAAAUAGAUUAUGCAUAAAAGAUCUCACACAGACAAGUUGUAUUGAUUAAACCUUAAACCCUAAACCCUAAAUCAUAAACCAUAAAUCCUAAAUCCUAAACCCAAAUAUAAUCUCUAAACCCAAAUAGAAUAGAACAAAAUAAAUAACACAAUACAUACUGGUAAAAUUAUAAAAUGUAUAUAAUUGCAUGGAAAGAAGUUAAUGAUGACCUAACCAUACCACCUCGCCUUUUAAAUACUAAACCCUAAACUCUAAUCACUAAACCCUAACCCAAAUAUAAACCCUAAACCCAAAUAUCAAAAUCUAAAAAAUACAUAAUAUUAUAUAUGUAAUAUUAAAUUAUACAAUGUAGAUCAUAGUAUGUUUUUUACAGAUUCAAAAACAUGUAGCCAUAGUGAGAACUUAAAAAAAUUACAAACUAUAUAUAUAAACAAAAUAUCACUUUUUAGUAACCGUCAAAUAGAAUAGAACAUGAUAAAAUAGUAUAGUAACAAAAUAUAUCAUAUUACAAAAUAUGAAAAUACAUAUUGUUUUACAUUUAUAUUCUAUAUGCAUAAAUAACUACAUUGGUUUCGAUUGUAGAUAUAGAGGUGAUCGCCACUGCACAAGUCUUGUCUCUCACCAUAAGAGUCUUUGAAACUCUAUUAUUCGCCACAGUUCUUCGCCAUCAACAUAGAAAAUUUCAUCAACAAUCUCACAAUUAAUAUACUAUACGGACAGACAUUCGUACUAUUCCAUUUAUAUACAAUACCUUAUGUACCCUAAUUCUGAGAGUAGCUCCAAAUUGAAAGAAAAUAAGCAGGGACGAGAAGACGGUGAAGAGAAUCAAUGGAAAACAAGGAGAACUUACGGGAGUUUCAAAGAUCUGAGAAGAAUCGAGUUGGAGAAGUUCGGUAGAAAGGGUGUGCUACUAACCGCCGCUUAAACCCUAACGUAGACCCCUAACUCCGAAAACGAGUGACAAUGGAGGACGAAGGAGAUGGAAACUCUGUCUAUUACAUGCAGAGUUGAGGCGUUGGAGUGUUGGAGGAAUUAGGUGAACGACGGUGAAAGUUAAAAGAGAAAGAUGUGAACGACGGUGAGACACAAGUUACUUUUGUAAAGUUAAUAAUUAAAAUAUUUAUUUAAUUAUAGUAGCAGGUUGAGCCGGUGAUGUUUCAGAGGUAUUAGCGUAUUAAUAUAUAAUUGUAACAGUGUGUAUAGAAAUAUUAGGUUAAAUAGCUAGUAUGUGAAUUACCGUUUUUUUCAUGGUCAUUGGGCCCAAUUCUCCUAAUAAUAUUAGAGAUUCAGUUUGAGAUUCUUAUUGAUAAACACAGAACACUAUACUAACUUACCCCAUAAUUGUUUUCUCCAUAUAUGUAUAUAUUUUUCUUCUUUGAAACACUUCUCCACAUAUAUACAUACAUAUAUCAAUAUUUUCGAUCUGUUUCAGUUUCAUUGUUCAGAAAUUACAAAUGCAAUCGACCUCAACCGUUGUAACCACAAUGAAAAUCAUAUUAUUUUGGCUUAAAACCAGACAGAAUGACAAUCAUAUUAUUUUUUUAUUUUAGUAGGUGACAAUAUAUAAUUGUACACUAUAAUAUAUUGUAGCUGAAGUUUCAACUAUCAUCGGCAACUAGUUGUUUUAUAACACAAUAGUAAUUAAUACAAGAAUCUUGGAUCUAUACACCCACCACUAACUCUUCUAUUAAUAGUUGACUUUAUCUGUCGAUGAAAAGGCCUCCAAGCAAUCCCCAAAAGACCAUGUUUGUCUCCAUCAUUAACUUAUAAUUACAAAUCACAAAACACAAUCAAACCCACAUCACAGAAUCACAAUCAGAUUCUUUCCAUCUCAUCAGAGAAACAUAAACAUGGUGAGACAAAGAAGGAAGUCAGAGAAAGAAGAAGAGAAGCGAGAACAGGAAGAUGGAGAACAAGAAGAUCAGAAGGUGCAGCCAAAGCAAAGAAGCGUGAGCAGAAGAAACAUGCAAUCUCUGGUGAUCGGGCUUGUUGGAGGUGCUUUGACUCUCGGGGCAUAUUCUCAGUCCUAUGUUUCUCCGGGCACAUCUAUCGGCGCUGGUCUUUUUGUCCUCUUCUUUGGCUUGCUUGUUAGCGAAGGUUUUAUCUCUCUUUAAGAAAUUGUUUCCGUAUAAGUAAUUUUAAACUAUGCUUUUGUUUAAUGUAUGUUGUUUACAUAUAUACAUAUCUAUAUGAGCAUCUUGUUUGAUUUUGUUUUAUUUAAAAACUGUUGGGACUCUUUUCCAUUAAUGUGAUCCAAUCCAUAUUGUUUCUACGGAUUUGUCUUCUUUUUUUUUAUCUUGUAAGAAUGUGUUUGAUUUCUAUAUAUAUCUUCCAAUACACUAAAUUGUUACUAAAACAUAGUCCCACAAAAAUAGUUGAGGCAGAUGAUGCAAUGAAUUCGAAACUUGAUGAUCCAUACACACAUUUAGAUACAAAGGCCUAUGUAUAUACGAAGCAGACCCGUGCUUAGGAAUUUUAAAGCCCUAAACAAAACAAAAAAGGUAGAUAAAUAUAAGAAAAGAAAAUUAACAAACUCGAGUUGUCCAAAAGUAUAUAUUAAUAAACAAGUUUACAAAUAAACAUUAAUUCGUUGAAGUAUUAGUAGGGAUAUAAGUUUAAGAAAACAAAAAAAAAAAUUAAGAAGACGAAAAAUGCAUAUAUCAAAUAAAUAUGCUGUAAGUCAUGGUUUCUUUUCCCAUUAAUAGGCACGGCUCUAAAUGAUACUCUUCAACACGUUAGGCAAAGUUGACUUUGGCUGAGUACCUGUUAGGACCUGUUAAUACAAAGAAAAAAACAAAUUUAGAUGUAAAAAUGCCAAUAAGUAAAGUAUGGUAUAUUUUUCAUUUUUAUGUAUGGUAUACUUUUUGUGUUCAAAAAAGAGUAUGAUAUACUUAUAAAGUUAUAAUUAACAAAAUGUUUGAAAUAGCAUAGCCUACAUGAAGUUUUAGAAAACUAUGAAUUUGCGAAAAAAAAAAAGUCUCGCUCCUCUCCUCUCUGUUCUCUCUCUACGUAUCUUUUACAGGGAAGAUGAGUUGAAGCUUGAGACUUUCUUUUGUUUAUAGCCAGAUCUUGUCUGGUUUUUGACUCCCGAUGUCUCGGGCUUUUGACUCUGGGUUGCGACGGUUCCUAUAACGUCGUCUUCGCCGGCUCCUUUCUCGUCCCUUCCCGUUCUUCUACGGCGUUGUAGACGAGCUGGAUUCCAGAAUCUUUCUGGUUCCUUUGUUUUAUUUUCUUCUUCUUCCCCUGACCUCUGUUUCUUUGUGGUUUAUUGGGUCUCGAUUGACUCUCGAUCUAUGGAUUGGAUUGUUUGUUCCUUUUCUCGUUAA